UCCCAGUGAAUUAGGGACAGGUGUUCGUUGGGGAGCGGCCGACGCGUUCCUCACGUUGUCUCUCCGUGCCUGGGCUUAGUUUAACAACUUGAGAUUUAUAAUUAUUAUUUUUUUUACAACUCCUUUCUUUUUAAUUUAAAUUUUGUGGUAAUUUUAGACGUCUGCGACCUUCCCGGGGGGAGAACAGACGUGAAUAAGAUCCGAGGCUGAGGCCACACGGAGUAGUUUCCAGUUUAGCAGCAGUUCAGUCCGGACAGGGCUGGACCUCAAGCCACAGCACCGAGCCGCUCCCUUGUUGAUCACAAUCACCGCAUUACUGCUCGGGAAGUGAGGAAGGAAAAGGUUUUUGUACACAAUAUGGACAGUAUGCUAGACAGUCUCUCAAAAACUGAGUUCAUCAGUGUUUGUGUGCGGGAUCCGAGACUUGUUAAAGAUGACCUCUGGCACACGCACAUCGACUACCAGAUAUGUUUACAUACCAACAGCAUGUGUUUUCGGAAGAAGACCUCCUGUGUAAGACGACGUUACAGUGAUUUUGUUUGGCUGCGUCAUUGUCUGGAACAGAAUGCUCUGGUUAUAGAAUUACCCAAGUUGCCACCCUGGAAUCCCUUCUUUAGUCUGAGGAACACAGAGCAGGUCUCACAUAGGAUGAAAGGCUUGCAGGAGUUUUUAGAAAUCAUUCUUCAAGCACCUCUGUUGUUAUCGGACAGUCGUCUUCAUCUGUUCCUCCAGUCAAACCUCAGCAUCACAAAGAUUGAAAAGUGUGCCCUUGGCAAGACCAAGUACACGGUAGCAGAAGCCAUACAACGCUCCAGCAGCAGUUACCUCAGUAGAUUAGAAGAUAAGGCCUCAUGUGACUCUGACUGUGAAAGCAGCUCUUCAUCGUCGGGCUUGGGAGUAAGCAUGGAUGCUUCAUUGCGAGGAAGCCCCCUGCUCUUCCUCGAGUCCCCUGACAGAGACCCAGAGCUGUUUGGCUGUCUUUCCGAGUCCUAAACACCGCCCAUUGAGCCGUGAUGCACAGCAGUUGUACCUUCUCAUUUUGUUUGGUUGUCUCAGCCUGUUGGAGAUUCUCCAUGGAGCUCUCAUUUUUCUUAGUUAACUUCCAGAGGACAAAAGGUUUUGUUUUAUUUUUGUUAAUGACAUUGUUCUCAUUUGACAUUUGUUGUUUUUAAUAUUGAAUGCUUUAGUUUUCUCUUAAA
Molecule: messenger RNA, 1199 nt
Organism: Scatophagus argus
Lineage: Eukaryota; Metazoa; Chordata; Actinopteri; Scatophagidae
Gene: snx10a
Product: sorting nexin 10a
Exons: 7
Coding region: 358-993 (211 amino acids)
Biological process (GO): intracellular protein transport
Molecular function (GO): phosphatidylinositol binding
Source: RefSeq, a predicted model, not a curated record